AUGACGGCGGAAAGCGGUGCGGAUCCUCCGCCUCCGCCGGCGCCCCCGCGCCGUCGCCGCCAGCAGGGCGUGUUGGAGCUUCUCCAGUGCGCGUUAUUCACGCCGAAAGGCCGUCUGCCGCCGCGCGGAGCUCAGGGCGGAUCGUCGUCCGCUCCGCUCGUUUCCCGUGAGGCGGAGCUGGGUCCCGCCGGCGCCGGCGUGGAGCCGACCUCUGCGGCGGCGGGCGUAGCUUUCACAUCCCCCGACGCGGAAGCCGCCGCGACCGAUGGCAGCGGGGGAGAAGGCGGAAGCCGCCGCAGUGGCGACGUUGCGCCUGCGACGGCGGAGGUCCUUCUCGCGGUUGGCGGGAUGUCUUGCGCCGCCUGCGCCGCGUCCAUCGAGAAGGCGCUUCUGCGCCUCGACGGCGUGUCGAAUGCGACGGUCUCCGUUAUAAGCGAGCGCGCUAAAGUCACCUUCGACUCCUCGCUGAUGAAUGAGGACGAAGUAGCGAGUGCAGUCGAGGACGCGGGAUUCGACGCCAGCAUCAUCUCCCGCACCGUGCUCGCCGUGUCCGGCGGCGCCGCAGGCAGCGGCGGCGGCGGCGGCGACGGGCAUGCGGGAAACGCCAGCAACGCCGCCGCGGGCGACGCGCACGCGGCAACGGCGGCGGCGGCGGCGGGAGGGCUACCCAAGUCGAUGGGCGGAGCGCGCGCAAUCCGCUUCCGCGUGCCGGCGGUGUCCGCGGAUCUGGCAGCAGCAGCAGCCGCCGCAGCGGGGGAUGGGGAUGCCGCCAUCAGCAGCAGCAGCAGCAGCAGCGGGGACGCCGCGGAUCGAGCGGAUCCAGCCACGCUGCUGGAGCGCGCGCUUCAAGCGACCCCUGGCGUGCUCGCCGCGUCGGUAACAUGGAGUCGCAUGCCCGCCUUCAACGGCAGCAGCGGCGGCGGCGGCGGCGGCGGCGGCGGCGGCGGCGGCGGCGGUAGCAAGCAAGCUGAUUCCGACGACGUCUUGGGUGUCUGCGACGUUGACUUGGAAGCCCACGUUGUGUACUCCGUCUCCCCUUCCCCCGCGCCCGCUUCCCCCGUCUCGCCCGGCGCUUCCCCCGCUUCCCCCGCUGCCCCCGCCUCCGCCGCUUCCGCUCACCCCGCGCCACUCUCGCCAGCGGCGCUCCUCACGGUCAUCCACAACGCGGGCUUCCCUUCCGCGAACCUUCUCUUCGAUCCCCCCUCCGCUUCUGUCAAUUCCGCCAACUCCGCCAAUUCCGCGGCCGGCUCAUCCCAGUCAGGAACCGAAGCUACUAAACUCUCCGCCGCGUCUGCCAAGGGCACGAGCAGCGGGACUCCUUCCGCUUCAGUUAACAGGACACGCAGCUCGCUUUCCUCUUCUGGUAGGAGGAGAAAGGCCCCCUCCGCUCCGCCCUCUUCCCCCGCCGCCCUCUCCGCCCCCCCCUCCCCCUUUCUCUCCGCCUCCCCGUUCUCCCCCGCGCUCGCCGCCCUCCCCCUCCCCACCUUCAUCGAAGCGUCCCUCUGCCUCCUCCCAGGCGUUUCCGCUGCAGCAGUCAGCACCCCCAGCCAACACGUCACAGUCUCUUUCAACCCCGAUAUAAGCGGACCCAGAACUCUCCUAGAGGCUCUACACUCAGGGCUGGUCCAAACGGGACGGCUGGAAAAGGUCGACUUGGCGGAUAGGGAAGGGGGAGGCGUGGGGGGGAGUGCGGGGUCGAGGCAGAGAAGGAAGGAGAUAGGGAAGCUUCGGCGGCAGUUUAUUUGGAGCUUGGUGUUUUCCGUGCCGGUGUUUCUGCUGGCCAUGGUGCUGGAUAGGAUCCCGCCGUUCGACGAGUGGCUCAUGUACCGGAUAGUCAACUGCCUCACAGUGGGCGUCCUAUCGCGCUGUCUACUCACCAUCCCAGUGCAGUUCAUCAUCGGGUGGCGCUUCCACGCGGGUGCCUUCCACGCGCUCAAGCGCCGCUCCGCCAACAUGGACGUGCUCGUGUCCCUCGGCACCAACGCUGCCUUCUUCUACUCCUUCUUCAUCCUCAUCGCCUCUGCUGUCACCCCGCCCACGGAGCUAGCUCCCCCCUCUGCUUCUCCUCCUCCUCCUCCUCUUCCUCCUCCUCUUCCUCCGGAUUUCAGGGCGUGCCUGUUGCGGCAGCCAGCACUGCUGGUAAUGCAGGCGGGAGCAGCAGCCCUGCAUAUGGGACCAGAGCUGGCGGGGAUUAUGCCGGGGAGCCAAGGGGAGGGAGCAGCAGGAGCAGCAGCAGCAGCAGCAACAGGAGGAGGCGAAGGAGGAGCAGCAGGAGAGGAGGAAAUGCCAGUCACAUUCACAUACGCGUACGCUGGGAUCGACUUUUUCGAGACGAGUGCGCUGCUGAUCUCAUUCAUCAUGCUGGGAAAGUACCUGGAAGCUGUGGCGAGGGGCAAGACGAGCGAUGCCAUAGGGAAGCUGCUGAAGCUGGCUCCUGACACUGCCACACUGCUAGAGGUGGCGUAUGGGGAGGAGGGGGAGGGGGAAGAGGAGGGAGGAGGAGGAGGGAAGGGAGGGAAGAGUACGGAGAUUGGGGUUGAAAAGUGUAACGGUGGUGGUGGUGGUGGUGCUGCGACGGUUGCCGGUGCUGGUAACCCUACCCGUGCUGUGGUUACCAGUGCUAGCAGCGGCAGCAACGGGUAUGGUUGUAUGAGCCCGAGCAGGGACAGCAGUACCUACAGGGAUGGCAGUAGCUUCACACGUGGUGGCGCCAUGCAAGAAAUUGACUACAGCUUCCAGUCGGAUGACGUGGCGCUCUUUGAUUCGACGCGCCAGGUCGGUUUCAGCUUCAAGUCUGACGUGGCGUCUGUUGAUUCGUGCUUGGAGAAAGAGGCAGCGUUGAUUCAGAGGGGGGACAUCAUUCGAGUGGUGCCAGGAGCCAAGAUCCCCACGGACGGUGUCGUGGUGUGGGGGCAAACCUACGUGAACGAGAGCAUGAUAACGGGCGAGUCUCGCCCCGUAUUAAAGCAGCUCGACUCCCCUGUGAUAGGGGGCACGCUCAACCUCGCAGGCAGCAUCCACGUGCACGCCACCCGGGUGGGCGGGGACACGGCACUGGCGCAGAUCGUGCAGCUGGUGGAGGCGGCACAGAUGGCGAAAGCUCCCAUCCAACGCGUGGCUGAUAGAAUAUCUGCGAUAUUUGUUCCCACGGGGAUGACCUACUUCGAGCUGGCCCUACAGUUCGGCAUCUCUGUACUCGUUAUAGCGUGCCCCUGCGCGCUCGGGCUCGCUACACCCACUGCUGUGAUGGUGGCGACGGGAAUCGGCGCACAGCAGGGGAUUCUGAUCAAGGGCGCUGAUUCUCUGGAGAGAGCGCACAAGAUUGAAACCGUUGUGUUUGACAAGACGGGCACUCUCACCCAGGGCAGACCCAGCGUCACUUCCUGCACUCUCUUCUCCUCCCGGAUUUCGCAGUCAGAGCUGCUGGCUGUACUGGCUGCUGCUGAGCUUCUGCAUACUCUCCCUCCUGCGGAGGAUUUCGAGGCAAUAGCAGGGCACGGCGUGGUGUGCCGAAUCAACGGGCGCCACGUGGCUGUGGGGAAUCUGAAGCUCAUGCGGCUUAGGAGUGUUGUCAUGUGCAACGCACCGGCGUCGACUGAUGAAGUGGAGGGAGGAUCACAGGAGGAAAUUAUGGGCACUGUCACUGAUGCUGCCCCUACUGCCACUACUGCCACCGCCAACAGCAGCAACACCAGCACCACCGCAGACCUCUCCCCCCCUCCUCUCCCCCGCGGCGUCCUCGAAUGGCUUGCCGAAACCGAAGCAGGCGCGGAAACCGACGUGCUAAUAGCCCUCGACGGCCACGUGAUAGGCGGCGUCUCUGUCUCCGACCCAGUCAAACCCGAAGCAGCAUCCGUAGUGGAGAUUCUCCAAUCCAUGGGCAUGCGCACAGUCAUGGUUACGGGAGACAACUGGGGUUCUGGCAGGGCUGUGGGGCGAGCGGUGGGGAUAGAGGGAGACGAUGUGGUAGCAGAGGCGUUACCCGCGGAUAAAGCCGCGUUUGUGAGGAAGGUGCAGGGGGAGGGGAAGCAGGUGGCGAUGGUGGGGGACGGGGUGAACGAUUCUCCUGCGCUGGUAGCCGCUGAUGUGGGGAUUGCGAUUGGGGCGGGGACGGAUAUUGCGAUAGAGGCUGCGGAUAUUGUUCUCAUGCGCUCGUGUCUGGAGGACGUCGCGACAGCCAUUGAUCUCGCGCGGACCGCGCUUCGACGGAUCAGAUUGAACUACGUCUGGGCGUUCGGGUAUAACGUCACGGGUAUUCCCAUCGCGGCGGGGGUACUCUUCCCAACCGCCCUCCGGUUCCGCCUCCCCCCGUGGGUUGCCGGUGCAGCAAUGGCCCUAUCCUCUGUGAGUGUGGUGUGCUCGUCUCUGCUGCUCAGACUCUACAGGAGGCCAAGGAAACUUGACCUGAUAAAGCUGGAGGUGCAGCAGUAG
Messenger RNA from Closterium sp. Yama58-4, 4431 nucleotides. The record is from the annotation of a GenBank genome assembly. NCBI's taxonomy places the organism in Eukaryota, Viridiplantae, Streptophyta, Zygnematophyceae, Desmidiales, Closteriaceae.